Molecule: messenger RNA, 2104 nt
Organism: Cucumis melo (muskmelon)
Lineage: Eukaryota; Viridiplantae; Streptophyta; Magnoliopsida; Cucurbitales; Cucurbitaceae
Product: probable serine/threonine-protein kinase PBL10
Exons: 4
Coding region: 879-1949 (356 amino acids)
Biological process (GO): protein phosphorylation
Molecular function (GO): protein kinase activity; ATP binding
Source: RefSeq, a predicted model, not a curated record
CUCUACUUAAAAGAAGAGUUGAGAAAGGUUGUAUCAUGCUUUGUGAAUGAGAAACUUGUAGAGUUCUUGAGGGUGAGAUUGGCAUGAGCCUUUUUUUUGGUUGGAUAUUGUUGAUUCAUGCCAUUCAUUCAGGCAGUCUUAAGCUAAGCUCUCUUUAUAAACAGAAGCUAGUUUGCUUUAAAAUUAAUUGAACCAUAUAGAAUUACAUUAUUUAAAACAUGAUUUUAUCUCUGUUAUUUGUUUACUGAUUAUUGUUGGAAGCAACCCAUCAUAAAAUUCUUUGAAAAAACGAAGCCCUCCAUAACAUCUCAAGUUGGUCUUGGCAGUCUCCUAUAUUCCUUGGAACCAAACAACGGCAUUCUAGUUAGUCUUAAGCCAUGCUAAAGAGUAAAGACCAAACACACAAACUAACACUUCUUUCAAGAAUGUUUUGUCCUCACUCCAAAAGUUAACCAACGAAUAAAUUGCUCCAAGCUAAUUAGGUUAAAUUUUGGAGUUCAUGUGAUUGAUUCAAUGUAUGGCUCUGUCUUCUUGGAAAACGUCCACGUAUACUUCUCAGUUCUUUCCUUUCUUUUUCAAAGAUGGAUCAUUCAUUCGUGGGAGUUUGACGUAAUAUUUUAAGAUAAUGUCAAAAUAGAUUUUGUAUCAAUUAAGAUAAAAGGAAAAUCCUUAGAGAUUGACUUUCUUUCUUCAGAAAGAAAAUUGGAUUUACAUCUUCUUCACAAUCUCCGGCGAAAGUUGUUUGUAACUUACGCUGGUCAAUCAAAGUUUCAUUUUUCUUCGUACAGCUCUAAUCAGGUGAAGAAAUGGAACAACCCAUCUCUCUUUAAGGCCGAGACAUAGAAUCUUAGUUUAUUUAUCCUUGAGAGUCAACGCCUAUGCAACUCCCAGAUCUUGCUCUGUUCUCGCGACGUGUUUCCAUGGCGGAUUCUGAAAAUGGGAAUGUCUUAAUCUUUACAUUUGAGGAUUUGAAAUCAUUUACCAACAAUUUCAAUGGUAACAAUCUGAUCGGAAUCACUCAGUCCGGCAGAUUUUACAGAGGGCAGCUCCGACCACCGUGGUUGGCUGCAACUAUUACAGAGACUCGAAUUGUGACGGUGAAAUUAUGGGAUCAAAAGCAAGAAUUGGACAAAGAAAAAGUCAACCAAGUGUAUUUUCAAGAAGUGAAGUUAAUAACACACCAAUCUCUAAAAAACAAUCCAAGUUUGGCGAAAUUGAUUGGUUAUUGCUGCGAAGAUGGAGUUAAAGGUUUCGUUUAUGAUCUGAAUCCAUUGGGUUCGUUGCAAAAUCUUAGGGGAAGAGAUGAUCAUAUCAAUUGGCUCCAAAGAGUUGAUGUAAUUCUCGAACUUGCUCGACUAUUGGACUUCAUUCACAAUCAAGAGAACCAAAGUCUUGGCUUCCAUUUUAGAGCAUCAAAUAUACUGCUUGAUUGGGAAUGCAAGCCGAAACUAUGCGGAUUCAAGCUGAUUAGCGACAACGGGUUGGAUGCUGACCUCUAUAAACUUUCCAAGUUUACACAGCUUCCUUUCGGCUAUUUUCAUCCCUCUAUAAGAGGUGAGAGUGAAGGAAAAGUGAGCUCUGAUGUAUAUUCCUUGGGGGAAAUUCUGCUGGGACUUAUAGCCAAAAGAGAUGUUGAGCCUCAGAGUUUGGGAAAACAAAAUCAUCAAGAAGUUGUAAACAGCUCAGUGAGCAUUUGGGCAAAGAAUGAAUAUAGACCAAAUGUUUCACUUGUUCAUGAAAGCUUGCAAAAAGACUGGGGUUACAGCACGGAAGAGGGGAUCAAACUCACGGAGCUGGGAAUGCACAGUAUAGAAUUCUUUCCAAGAAAUCGUCCGAGCAUAAAGCAAAUACUUCAGCAUCUCGAAGCGUUGCAAGUUACUCAACGUCUUUCUGAUGUCAGACCUAGAAAAAAGGAAAGAAAACUUCCUAGCAGCUCCAUGGGAAUGUAAAAUCAUCUUAACAAGUCAUGUAUUUAUAUAGCAGUUAGUACUCACUAGUUCUCAGCUCUCUUAACAUUAAUGAAAACUGCAAAUAUAGACCACUCAUGUUUCAUGACUAGUAUUGUAGCUGUAACUCUUCAAUAUAGAAGUUUCUGUCUUUGAUA